UCCUCUCUCACACCUACUGCCUGCCAUCCUUUCUUUCCCCCUCUCUUAUUUUUCUCUAAAAAUGGAUGAAAGUGACAAGCAUAAUUUCCAAGAAGAAGAAGAAGAACUCGAGACAAUCUCCCUUAACAAUUUCCCAACAGCGAACACCGAUGCGGCGGAGAACGACGGCGGAAUCCAUGAUCGCCGAUUGCCCUCUGAUCCCGUCGUCGACCUUUUUGAGUUCUUCAGCGAUUUCACAUCCGAGUCAGAGACAUCCCAUGCUGAAGAAAUAAUUUUCUGCGGCAAAGUCAUGGCUUUGAAGGGUCAAGCCCAGAGAAGUGCCGAUGGAGACGGCCGGAAAUUGCAGAGCUUCCAUGGCCGGAGAUGCGAGUCUUUGUCGUCGAUUCCUCGAAACGGGUCAAAGAGUGGCAGAUGGCAGCUCCCGAGGAGCAGCCGAUCUUUGGAUUACAAGAAGCUUCGUCGGACUCCGAGUUUGUGUUCGUCGGAGCUUGAUCGGAGCUCGUCGAAGCCCGAUAAUGUUUCGCCGGCGGCUGGGCUAAAACCGCAGAAGCCGAGAUGGUAUGCUUUGAUGUUUGGGCUUGUAAAGUUCCCACCGGAGAUGGAUCUCCAGGAUAUCAAGAACCGGCAAGUCCGCCGGACUGUUAGCCCAAUGUUUCACAUUGAUGACCGGAGCUCGUCGGAAACAGGCCGGAACUCGCCGUCGAUGAGGAAUGAACGGAAAUCUUCGUGGGAUUUCAUAAAGAUGUUGAGUUGCAAAGAUCAUGCGAGUGUGGCCGUAACGACGUCGUCUUUUGACUGCAUAUCCCACGCUUAACGAGCAUGCGUAUCGCCAAUGAUUUCAGGUCGGGAUGUGAAGUUUUUGGGAUUAGAGAUUCAACCUUUUGGGAGAAGAAUAGUGAAUGCAACACCUGCUCUUAUCUUAUUCUAUCAAAGGAGUGAGCCUAGCAUUAGUUAUUCUGUUAAAGAUUAGUUUAAUUUUCUAAGCAGAAUUUGGCUAAUGGUUUUAAUUGCCUUAAUUUUCCAUGUUGGCUAUAGUUGUACAUACCAUAGACGCUUGAAAAAUGAGGAGAAUUUUGUCAUAGUUACGUUGGAAAUCAUUAGUGUUUGAGAUUUGUAAUGUAAACUUAAUUAUCAAGAAAUUUUACAGUAUUGUGAGUAAAUAUUGUGUUGAUAAAA
Ipomoea triloba (trilobed morning glory) is the source of this 1176-nucleotide messenger RNA. RefSeq lists its product as uncharacterized. The transcript is spliced from 2 exons. The record is from RefSeq and is a predicted model, not a curated record. The coding region runs from base 62 to 814 and encodes 250 amino acids. NCBI's taxonomy places the organism in Eukaryota, Viridiplantae, Streptophyta, Magnoliopsida, Solanales, Convolvulaceae.